AUCUCUUCUUUUCUUUUAUAUAUAUAUUUCUAACAUGUCCUCAUUACAAAAAGAUAUGUUUAAGAAAGGACGACUUCCUACUUUGGGUAGUGUGAUAGAAGACGAUGAUGAUACUUCAAGUCCUUCUAUACCUUCAUCAUUAAUGACAAAUAGUAAAAAAACUCGAUAUGUUGCUGAUAGUUGGGAUCUUUACUUUGACCGUAUGACCCAUGUUCAAAUAAACUCUGAUACCUUUUGUGUUUAUUUCCUGGACGCAAGACUUGAACAAACAGACAAACCAUUACCAGUUUUUCUCAUGCAUCAUGGUGCUGGUGCUGGAGCUCUUUCUUUUGCUUUGGUGGCUAAACGGAUUCAUGAACUCUUGAAUGGACAAUGUGUGGUCAUGGCGAUGGAUUGUCGUGGUCAUGGUGAUACCAUUAGUUCUGGUGAAUUAAGUUUCAAUGUAAAUCGAUUAUCCGAUGAUAUGGUGAAUGUUGUAUCCAAAUUAUAUCCAAAUCCUGAUCCUUAUCAAUUCAUACUAGUUGGACACAGUAUGGGUGGGUCAGUGGUAGUGGAUAUUGCUUAUCGUCAAAGACUUUCCAAUGUCAUGGGAGUGGUUGUGAUGGAUGUGGUGGAAGGUUCGGCAUUAGAAGCAAUCCAACUUAUGGACAAGUUUCUUAGCACAAGACCAACGGAAUUCCAAUCUAUAGAAGAAGCUAUACAAUGGAGUUACAAGUCAAAAUUGGUACGUAAUUUACAAUCUGCCAAAGUAUCCAUCCCUCCUUUGGUGAAAUUGGAGAAUGACAAAUACAGAUGGCGAACCGAUUUACAUUUAACAAAACCAUAUUGGAAAGAAUGGUUCACGGACUUAUCGGACAAAUUCCUUGGUUCGCCAGUUUCCAAACUUUUAAUGUUGGCUGGUACGGAUCGGCUUGACAAGACGUUGACCAUUGCACAGAUGCAAGGUAAAUUUCAAUUGACGGUGUUAAUGGAUUCUGGACAUUUUUUACAAGAAGAUUCUCCUGACACAACUGCAGCUACUUUAAUGGAUUUUUGGUCAAGAUUUUCAAGAAUGGUUUUACCAAAACCUAUGGAUCGUAUUUAGUUGACUAUAGUUUAUUUUUAUUUUUUGUUGACAUGAAAAUAAAUCAUAAAAACAAACUCGGUGAUGAUUGAAAUUAGAAUCAAAUUGAUAUGACAACCAGGGAGACUACUUAUGCGUAUAUUGACGUUAUGAUGAGAUAAUGUGACGAUGAAUGACUGAUUUAGCAAAUUGUCGUUUAUGAAAAAUGACUUAACUUCAUGAUGGAUAGUUGGGACGAUCUGUGAUACAAACAGAGAAAAGAUGAUGAUACUUUAUGAUUCUUUCCUGGGCGGAGAUACGAGAAGAG
This is a messenger RNA of Halteromyces radiatus, 1370 nucleotides long. Its product is annotated as Alpha/Beta hydrolase protein. Bases 35 to 1084 code for a protein of 349 amino acids. The record is from RefSeq and is a predicted model, not a curated record. Gene Ontology annotation, molecular function: protein methylesterase activity. The transcript is spliced from 7 exons. NCBI's taxonomy places the organism in Eukaryota, Fungi, Mucoromycota, Mucoromycetes, Mucorales, Cunninghamellaceae. Gene Ontology annotation, biological process: protein demethylation.